Messenger RNA from Eremothecium cymbalariae DBVPG#7215, 1653 nucleotides. RefSeq names its product serine/threonine protein kinase ELM1 (gene ELM1). Lineage: Eukaryota; Fungi; Ascomycota; Saccharomycetes; Saccharomycetales; Saccharomycetaceae. The coding region runs from base 1 to 1653 and encodes 550 amino acids. The record is from RefSeq and is a predicted model, not a curated record. The transcript has a single exon. Gene Ontology annotation, molecular function: protein serine/threonine kinase activity; ATP binding. Gene Ontology annotation, biological process: protein autophosphorylation; autophagy; peptidyl-serine phosphorylation. Gene Ontology annotation, cellular component: autophagosome; cytoplasm.
AUGAAAUCUUAUCCUACUUUAGUUCAGUUCAAUGAAGGUAGACAAUCUUUAUUCCUGCGUAGCUUUUCCGGCGGAAGCAAUUCAAGACUAACAGACACUCCACUAUCUACAAAUGAUUCGAUGCAUUACAGCAAAUCCAUCACAUAUUCUACACUAUUCGAAGAGUAUAAUAAAUUGGUGGAAUCGGUACUUGUGCCAAAAACCUCCAAAUUGGCAUCUUCCAAGACGAAUACACAGGUGAACCAAUAUGUCAUCGAAGAGAAGUUAGGAAAGGGACGUUAUGGAUCAGUUUUCAAAGCUAAAAUAAUUGACGAAAGCGGGGGUAGUAACAACAAUUCUGAAAUAGUGGCAAUCAAAUGCAUAGCAAAAAAGCCUAUGGCGUCCUUGCUCUCAAUGAACCAAAUAAUGAAACAAAGAGCACGGUUGAGGUUAACUCCCGGUGUCACGGUACCUGGAGAGACUCCUAACAAUACACCCAAGCCCACUGAAGGGAUCGAACGCAGAUCUUCUACAAAGUCACUCGCAUCUGUCGGUGUUCGUUAUUUAGAUAGCGAUUGGAUUAUGAUCGAAAUGAACCUGUUACGCAUCCGUAAAGAGUGUCUUGUUCAUUGCCAACUUGGCUCCCACAGAAAUGUGAACAAGGUACUUGAAAUAAUAGAUUCUCCAAAGUCUAGUAAAGUAUGGCUGGUCCAGGAAUUUGCAUCCUUAGGUGAACUGCGAUGGGAGCGUGCCUCAAAAUUUCACACUAUUGAUCAAUGGUGUAAGCUCAUGAGGUCUAACUCAAUAUCACGAGUAGAAUUUGCCUAUAAGAUAUUACGGGACAUUGCUUCUGGCUUGCAAUUCCUACAAAAAUGUGGAGUUAUUCACAGAGAUAUAAAGCCUGCAAACAUCGUCCUCGAUGGGGUCAGCGGUGAUGCAAAAAUAUCAGAUUUUGGAUGCGCUACAAUUAAACCAGAAUACCUUCCCUGGUGGAACCACGAUGCCGAAAAGCAUAAAUGGACCAAAGCUUUUAAGGAUGAAUUGAGCAAAAUAGUUGGCACUCCUGCAUUUAUACCACCGGAGUUAUGCGAUUUCACCCUGGAAGCGAUCUCCGACGACUAUCAAGAAGAACCCUCCACUGCAAACAAAAACAACCGAAGACACAAAAUAACGACAUACCACCCAGACCAAGGAUUCAAGAUAGAUAUUUGGUCAUUAGGCGUUGUAAUCUUUUGUAUUCUUGAGAAUAGACUACCCUUUUUCGGAGAAAAUGAGUUCGAAACCUAUCAUAUGAUCGUCUGUGAGGAACUACCAAUGACCCAGAUUCUCAGCAACUCCUCGCAUAACGAAUCAGAUGCUGCAUGGUUGUACAGACUACUCGAAAGGCACUUAUUAUGUAAGGAUGUGAUGACAAGAUCCUACGCAACGGAUGUCAUAGCACUGUUAGACAAACAUCAUAGAGAGAACCGAUCUAGAGUCGACAGAGUAAAAAGGAAAUUGUCGUCUUGGAAAAGGAAAUUUACAAGAAGUGUAAGUACUUCUUCAACAAAUCCAUACAAUUCAGCUCCAGGUUCGGAUUUAGUAACAGGAACAAUAUUCUCGCAUUCUUCAUCUGAACUUUCAAGUAUUUUUACAGACGCCUCAUCGAUAAACUUCAUAGAACAUUUGAGCUAA